GAAAUGGCCAUUAGGAUACUCAACUUGACCACAAGUUCAUCCGGUUGUGAGAGAAACUGGAGCACUUAUGAAAUGGUAGACGCAAAGAGGAGAAAUAGACUAGAUGUGGUCCGUAGAGACAACAUGGUCUAUGUCCAAUUCAAUGGAAGAAUGAUGGAUAGAAGAAACAAAUUAUCCUAUUGUAGUGAUCCUCUUCUUGGUGAAGAUGCAUCACGAGCACAAGAUUGGAUAUGUGAAGGUGCAUAUGCUGAUGAGGAGAUUGAUCCUGUCACAGGAUUGUCAUACAACAUCAUUGAUGAAGCAAUGGGGGCAACAGAAGCUAUGGAGCCUCGUAGGAGUGCCAGAGUGAGAGAGCUCCAUGAAGUUGAAGAAUUUGUUUCCGAUGAUGACAAUGAAUCUGAUCAUGGCAUGGAAAUAGAUGAAGACAUUGAUUUCGAGUCCGAUGAUGAUGGUGUGAUGUCAACCAAAGACGAUGACGAUGAUGAGGACGCCCAGCAGCAGCAGCCUUGA
Messenger RNA from Lolium rigidum, 510 nucleotides. RefSeq lists its product as uncharacterized. Lineage: Eukaryota; Viridiplantae; Streptophyta; Magnoliopsida; Poales; Poaceae. Bases 4 to 510 code for a protein of 168 amino acids. The record is from RefSeq and is a predicted model, not a curated record. The transcript is spliced from 2 exons.